Molecule: messenger RNA, 1716 nt
Organism: Schistosoma turkestanicum
Lineage: Eukaryota; Metazoa; Platyhelminthes; Trematoda; Strigeidida; Schistosomatidae
Source: the annotation of a GenBank genome assembly
GAUUACGUCAAUGCGACUCACAUAUGAUCAGCCACAUUUUUUGAACAGUUAUCCAAUAUGAAUGAAAUUAAUUUCUUUAAUUCACUGGAAGGCAGUGGUGAUACGUUACCAUCAUAUUGUGUGUGCUGUCUUGAUUAUAGUUCUUUACCUAUUAUAUUAUUACAUAGUCUACCUGUAAAGGUACAACGUUUAAUUUUAAAUCGUCUAUCUCGUACAAAUCUACCACAAUUUAUUCUAACAACGCAUAAAGGAGGCCAGUGGUCUUUAGUCCAAUUACAUUAUAUCAGUAACAAUAAUAAUAAUAAUAAUAAUAGUAAUAAUUCGCAAGCGAUUCCAUCAAGUUCUACUCCAUCCCCAAAUGAAUCUCAUAUAGCUAAUUCUGAUAUGUUGAACCAUCCAAAAGAUGUUGAUUCAGAUGUUAGAUCAUCAUCAUCAUCUGUGUGUACAAAUUAUGUUUCAUCAAUUGAAUUCAAUCUAGAUUCAUAUACUACUGCAUAUUUUUCUGAUUCUUAUGUGAAAUUUAUGUUAACAACUAAAACAGCAGAUAAAAAUUGGCAUUGUCCAUUUUGUAAAGCUUGUUACAAUCUUAUUAACAGUGAUCAAGUGAAUAUUUUAGAACGACAUUUACGCUUACAUGCAGAAAUUCGUUGUUGUAUAGAUUGUUUAACUAUAUUACCAAAUAAUACAUAUUUACUUCAUAAUGAAUCAACAUAUUUACAUGAUUGUAAUGAAUUAAUUAGUUCUCAAGUCAAAGAUGAUGAUCAACAAUCUCAGUGUGUUAAUAAUAAUUCCAUUGAUUUACCUCAUAAAGUAGUAAAUUUACCUGUAACCGAUCUUAAACUAUCCUCUCAAUCGACCAUUUCCAAUUCAAAUCUUAUUCGUAUAAAUAAUCAUAGUGAUCAACUAGAAACUAUUGAUGCAUUUUCCACAUGUCGUCACCAUGAUAAUAAUCAAAUUCAAUCUAAGAAAUGCAAUACACCAUUGAAUUCGAUUGGUAAGACUACAUCGCAUACAUAUUUCAAUAAUGGGAAUCGGAGACGAAUUUGUACAAAGUGUAAAAUCAGCUUUAAAACACCAGCACACUAUCAACAACAUUUGAAAAAUGUUCAUCGUGGUAAAAAGUUUCUUUGUCAAGAUUGUGGCGCCUUGUUCAGUACAAAAGGGAAUCUAACGACACAUUUUAAUCAAGUUCAUAAUCAAAAUGCCAGUUUACCUUGUCCGAUCUGUGAAAAAUAUCUUAGUAAUAGAUUUAAUCUAGAUCGUCAUAUACGUUUAGUUCAUUCAAAUGAUGAACUUUCCUCAAAUGUAUCAUCCCUAAAAACAAAUAACAACAUCUCAACGUCUGAAUCUAAUGAAUGUACAAAUUUAAAUAACUCAAUGAUUGUUUCUAAUUUAAAUGAACCUACACGUGGUUAUUAUCUUUAUUUAUCUGAUUCGAAUUGUCAACAACCAAUCAAUGCAACCACACCAACAACAUCAUCAUCAUCAUUAUACAUUGAUUCCAUUGAAAAUACACAACAACAAUCUGUAUUAGAAUUCAUUUCUUCUUCAACAAUGAAUUCAAAAUCUGUUUCAUUAGUAGCCGAUGUCAGUUUAACACCAUGUCUUCCAUCUAAUCCAGAUGCUCAACGUGGUGUCGGUGGUAGAACAUGGAAGCAAAAUAUAAAUAUUGUACAAUCUACAAAUUGUAUUUCUAAAAAUUCUGAUUCAUGUUAA